AUGGCGAAAAAAGACCAGCCCCAAGAUGGCGCCCCUCCUUCUCCUUCACGCCAGAAAAUUCCUGACAUCUCGCCCCCGCCUCCUCCCCCACCUCCGUCGAGUGCCGCCCCUGCGUCGGGACCCGUCCCCUCCUUCCCUCUGACCACACCCCUGGGUGGGCCCCCUGUGGCUGAGACCAGCCCCCAAGUGGGCCCAGCCCCCGUGGGUGGGAACCCCCCACCAGAAACUCACGCCCCGGUGGGUGGGUCGGGACACGCCUCCUCUUCUCUUGCCACUGCCAGUUCCCACGCUACCGGAACCAGGAAGAAGCCUGGCCGGAAGCAGGCCAUCCUGGCCUGCCGGACGCACGAGGUGGUGGGAGAGGGGGACGAGGCAAUGGAAGCCCUUGCUGGAGAGGGGGAGUUCAGCAGUCCGGAGGACCAAAUUCUACUAGCACAGGAGCUGCUUCAGGACAUAGCAGCAGCGGGAAAGGAGGCACUCCUGAAGAUACCGGAUGCGACAAGGGUACCAGCCAGUGGGAAACUGGCGGCGAAGCGCGAGGAAGGGCCGCGCGACGACACCAAGUGGCCCUUCUCAGCAUCCCAGCCUCCCGACCAUCAGGGAGGACAAGUGGCCGCGCGGCCAAGUCCAGCAGUUCAGCGCAGCCACGAGGACGGACUCCGCCUCUUCCGCCGGACAGGUACCCUAAAUCAGGGCAAUCGUCGGGUCCUCCGCAGCAGCGUCACCAUCUCUCUCCAGGAUGAGGACCUGACGAGAGUUCCUGCUGGGUUCCUGGGCCCCCUCCAUGACUGUCGGGACACCACCGUGCUCAUCUUAGAAGACUCCUUCAACACGCCGAAUGAAAUCACCAUCUUACCUGAGGGAAAGUCGGUGCAGAUGCGGCUCAUGGCAGACACAGGAGCUGACGUGACCAUCAUCCCCCAGGCGAGGUGGCCCAGCGACUGGGAGCUUGUGCCCCCUUGCGGCAGGAUCUCCGGUGUGGGCGGAGCAGUCCACUCUCUGAGGAGUAGGCAUCUUGUGUGCGUGGAAGGUCCGGAAGGGCAAUUGGCAACAACUUUUGUAGCGCAGAUUUUAUCACCUGUGCACCGGCUUUUCCCUGAGGCCAUCAUCCUGCAUUACAUGGAUGAUGUGCUAGUUUGUGCUUCUGACUCGACAUACCUAAAGGCAACACUGGACAAGACUAUUAAGACUAUCAAAGCUGCAGGGCUCCAGACAGCGGAAGAGAAGAUCCAAUUCUCAGCACCAUGGAGGUACCUCGGAUUCCUCAUCACGGGAAGGACAGUGACGCCACAGACCCUGACCACCAACGAGGAUCCGAAGACUCUGCAAGACCUUCAGCAGCUGUGCGGAACGAUCACCUGGAUCUGCCCUCUCCUGGGACUGACGACGGAGGAGCUGUCACCUCUCUUCUGUCUGCUUCGAGGCGACGGAGACCUCGCCUCACCACGCGAGCUGACACCUGCCGCGCGGGAAGCCCUGCAACGGGUUGCUGUUGCUCUGAAGUCUCGCCAGGCACACCGCGUGGUCCGGACCCUUCCCGUGAACUUCGCGGUGUUGGAUAAAGGACCAAGAUGGAUUCCGGGGAAAUAUGUCAAGCCCUUCAUAGAGGUGCCAGCUCAGCAAGACAACGUGUCCUUGGUGCAAACCACCGAGAACACCUCAUCGCUGGACGGAGUUUCCACUGCCUGGAAGAGGAGGAGAAGAAAGACCGUUCCUCCCAAUAUCGUCACACGUGUCAUGAUUACCCGAAGAUAUUUUCCCCCGCUGAACUCUACGUACCCAAUUACCCCAUCGCCCCCUGUGCCCUUUCCUUUCCCCUAACCUGCCCUUUCCCUCAAUCCUUAC
Molecule: messenger RNA, 1845 nt
Organism: Vidua macroura (Pin-tailed whydah)
Lineage: Eukaryota; Metazoa; Chordata; Aves; Passeriformes; Viduidae
Exons: 6
Coding region: 1-1821 (606 amino acids)
Biological process (GO): proteolysis; RNA-templated DNA biosynthetic process; viral process
Molecular function (GO): RNA-directed DNA polymerase activity; RNA stem-loop binding; aspartic-type endopeptidase activity
Source: RefSeq, a predicted model, not a curated record